Molecule: messenger RNA, 1133 nt
Organism: Camellia sinensis
Lineage: Eukaryota; Viridiplantae; Streptophyta; Magnoliopsida; Ericales; Theaceae
Product: protein TILLER ANGLE CONTROL 1
Biological process (GO): morphogenesis of a branching structure
Source: RefSeq, a predicted model, not a curated record
ACUCAAAUGUGUAAACAAACACAUUUCUCCCAACUAUCCCUGUUACACGUGUCUGCAUACAAGCCUUCCACCGAGUCUCCCCCUUCUGGUUAUUUAGUUCCUCCUCCUCCAUGGUCAUUGCCAGCCACUCACUCACUUACUCACUCACUCACUCACUCUCUUUUCUUCACAUAUUUCAUUCUCGUAGCCAACUUGAAUUCUACUUCUCAAGAAUGAAGAUCUUCAAUUGGGUUCAUCGAAAGUUUCAUCACAAAGAUGGGUUUGGUGGGAAUGUGAAGAAGAGCACCGAAACAGAGUGUCAAGUACUGCUUGAAAAUGUCACUCUCGUGGAGUUGCUUGGGGGUUGGAGAGAUGGUAUUCUCACCAUUGGUACAUUUGGGUUCGAUCCAUCCACUGAUUUCGAUCGAAAAAAUGAAUGUCCGUUGGUUGAAGAAGAAGAAGAAGAAGAAGAAGAAGAUGAUGAUGAUGAUGAUGAUGAUGAUGAUGAUGAUGAUAUGAAAGAAUGUGAUGAUGAAGAAGAACAGAGUCUGUUGGUGCUGACCGUGAAAGCUGAUCUGAGAGAUUAUGAAGUUGGUUUAGAUUCGGAAGAGUUGGAAGGUGAUAUGAGGAAGAAGAAGAGAAUUACACUUGCAGACUUGUUUGUUGCUGAUUCUGAUUUGAAUGCGAAGUCAGAUUGCGGGAAGGUCCUAGAAGAUUUUGGUAAGAAGGUUGAUGUUGAUGCGAAGAAGAAGAAGAAUAAGAAGAAAGGCUUCUCGUCUGCUAAGAAGUUCAUUCCUGGUGUUGGAGACGAUACAAGUCCGAUCAAGAAACUACACCAAUUGAUGAAAAGAACGAUGAAGAGGAAGAUCCAUCCAGACCUUGAAGAAAAAUUUGAAAAGAUGGAUAGCCAGAUGAAGCCUACCACGUGUGGUCUUAUUGCACAUGGAUAUGGAACUAAUGAAUCUGUUUCCCUUCUUCAAACUAAAGAAUCUAUUUUCUGAGAUGUGAGAGAAGUCAAGAUCUGGUUUUUUUAAGAAAACGUAUUCUCUUGAUUGCCUCUUAAGGAUUAUGUUUUCUUCUGUUUACUUUCAUGUAUAUAUGAACGAUUGAACUAUGUGAAUUUAUUUUGUACUUCUUUGGUUAUUGUCCUAAAA